AUGUGCGCACUUAGGUGCAACUGCCCGAGAGGACCGCGAGGGCUACCAGGACUACCAGGACUUGAUGGAAUUCCCGGAUUGCCUGGAGAGAACGGAAGAAAUGGUGACGACGACAGCUCAUUGACAAGGCAUUACUCAGAUGCAUGCGCAGUUUGUCCAGCCGGACCACCUGGAGUUCAAGGACCACCGGGACCUGAAGGUGAACAGGGUUCUCGAGGUAUCCCCGGACGUCCAGGAGCCAGUGGCCGUGCUGGUGGUCCUGGACCCAAAGGCCCUGUUGGAGACCCUGGAGCACAAGGACCGCCUGGCCCACCUGGAACACCGGGAAUUCCUGGAGGACCAGGUGUACUGUACACACGAGUUCCUGGCCCACCUGGUCCACCAGGAAAAGAAGGAGUCAUGGGACCUCCUGGACCGCCAGGUUUUCCUGGCGAACCUGGUGAACCUGGAGAACCAGGACCACGUGGAGCCGCAGGAAGAGAUGGUAUUCCCGGACUACACGGCAUUCCAGGAAUUACUGGACCACCUGGCCCGCGUGGAGAGGACGGAGGUUAUUGUCCAUGCGCGACUAACAAGUAUCCGCAAAGUGGUGAUGGCAAAGUCAAACUCAUAGCACACUAUGAAAAAUGA
Cooperia oncophora is the source of this 630-nucleotide messenger RNA. Lineage: Eukaryota; Metazoa; Nematoda; Chromadorea; Rhabditida; Trichostrongylidae. The record is from the annotation of a GenBank genome assembly.